AUGUCCGAGCCCGACUUGUCCAAGAUCGCCCGCGAUGCCGAGCGGGACCUGAACACGUAUCAGUCCAAGACCGGCUCCUCCAGGCGAGGACUGGAUGACUCUGGUGUCACUGACACGUCGGCUAACAAGAUGUUUUCCGGCUCGACUGUCAAGACGGGGGACGACUUUGUCACCAGCAAGAGCUACAACCGUCGCAUUCCGGGUGAUGAAGGAGGUGAUGUGGACGACAAGGGACACUGGGUGCAUGGCCGGGCGUAUGAGGGUGAAGGUGGUCCAGAAGACAAGACAGCUCACAUCUAUCAGCACAAUCCGGGCGGGAUUGACGAGGCAACAGUGAGGAAGUGGGGCAAGGAUCCGGUCGAGCUGGAAAGGGCUACACUCCGGAAGGACAGGCCUGAUUUGCUCCCUUCCGAGGAAGCACUCGGCGGGAGAGCUAACGAGCCGGCUCACCAGGGCGACGUUUCCGAACAAGGUAGACUGGCGUCCAAGGCCAAUUUGGGACGGGAUGAGGAGGACAAGAGAGAGCUGCCGAGCCAAGGGUCAGGUGGUUCCCGCUACAAGGCGGCCUACUAUGAGACACCCGAGAGUGUGCCCGAUCAAGGAGCUGAUAUGGGUGUGAUUCCGCCCAAGUCCUCAACGGGAAGAUCACGCAACAUCUAG
This is a messenger RNA of Podospora pseudocomata, 660 nucleotides long. RefSeq lists its product as uncharacterized. The transcript has 2 exons. The coding region runs from base 1 to 660 and encodes 219 amino acids. NCBI's taxonomy places the organism in Eukaryota, Fungi, Ascomycota, Sordariomycetes, Sordariales, Podosporaceae. The record is from RefSeq and is a predicted model, not a curated record.